GCGGCUUCAGUCCAGUCCACAAAAUAUCUUCGGGCGAUACAAACGUGUCUAAUUUCGCUCAUACGUAUACAAUUGCGUGUAUUAAUUCCGAUAUAAAUGAGUUUUAAUUAUAAAUUAUGCUAGUGUGAUUGUGCGAAUAUGUUUCUACCUGUUGUGUAGCGGUGGUUGAUCUACUAUGAAGUACGGUCACUGCAGUUUUGACACAACUGGCGAAGAAUAAUGUUACUUUGUAUUAUUAUUAACGAGAUCUUGACAGGCAAUUACAAGAGUGUAGGAGCCAGGGGAUGCCACCCAAGAAUCGAACGGAGCUUGUAGGAGCAUUCAGUAGCAUCGUGCGACCGCUGCUGUGACUAACGAGGUUUCGAGCACAAGGCACGGGAGGCGGAUUAGGCGUGGGGCGCGUCGUGUGGAGGCGGCGCGCGCGCGGGCGGCGCGAUGACGCGGCGCGUGCCACCAUGACGCUGCCGCCGCCCGCGCGCCCCGCGCAACUUCCCGCCGCGCACCGCGCGAUGCGCUACUACCGCAUUUGGAUCUACGCUUGCAACGGGGCACUGCUGCUGGGAGCCCUCGCCUUCUGUGCUGCAGCCGGUCGUGCGCUAGCCGACUACCGCCGUGGGCUGGUCCCGGGCCUCGGCGCUGCGCAACCGGGUUUCCUCUACGGCUACGCAGCGCUCCCUGUUCAAGCCGGCUUGCUCCAGCUGCUCGGCUGCCUAGCGGCUCUACGCCUCUCGGAACGCAUGCUGAACGCCUACUGGCUCGCACUGCUGGCUCUGCUGGUAGGCGACGCUGCUAUCGGGGUUUACUGGGUUUUCCGUUUUGAGCGCGUCUGCCGAGAGCUACGACCGCAGCUGCGAAUCAGGCUCGCGAAGGACUACGACAACGACGUGGAUUUCUCAGAAGCUUGGGAUCGCCUGCAGCGAGAGCAAAGUUGCUGCGGCGUCACGGGGCCCUCAGAUUUUGCAACGUUCAAUCGAACCAUUUUGCCACCCAGCUGCUGUCGAAUACCAGCACAUACGCCGGCAGUCACACCGGUUACAUUUUCCACGCCAGCUACUUCACCAGUCUCCUUUACCCCAGUUCAUUGUAUACCGCAUACCGCCGCUUGCGCCGAAAGGUUACUCAAUUGGCUCAGGAAAACAGCUGACGCGCUUUUCGUUUUGGGCUAUUGUGUUAUUGCAUUCUUAAAAUUUUGUUUCUUGGGAAUUCUUAGAUGCGAAAUUAAAGAAAUGAUUCAGAAAAUUAGGAUACUUCGCACCGAAAUGGGUGCCGACGAGCUUUUAGACGGUAGCCCAUUACACGGGGGACCUUUGUCUCAAACCAUAGUUGUGAAUGCUGUAAACGCCAACGGAGGGGUUCGUACUCACGGUGGAAGUCCAGAGAGAGCAAGUGAACGUGAGGCAUUGCUAGGCAGGGCUUCGGAACCGUGUUCGAGACGCAGCAUACAUGAGGAAUCCUUAGCACCGAAAACCGUGAACGGCAACAACAACUGCGAGAUGCGUGAGCUGGCGCGUGGCGAUUACAGGCCCUUGGCGGCGGACAGUGCGGCGACCAGAAUCUGACUAAGAUGUUACCUGGAGCGGUUGUUUGGGCGGCGGUGGCGGUCGUUCCCCGCUGCAGGCUUCGAGAUGGACAUGCCCCGGGCGCGCAGCGUUCCCACGUGCGCACACCGCUCAGCCGCGAGAGUAUGUCUCGACCACCGUCGUCACACACGCUCCGAGUUUGAACUAUAAAUGGUGCCACUAGUUUCAAUAGUUCCACUGCUGUUUAGUGUGGUUAUGUGUUAUCUAGAAUACAGACUACAUGAUGUUUUGAUGUUGUAGUAUCAUUAGAAACAUCAUAGACAGAUUUAGGUGUUUCGAAGUGAACGUUUUUUUCCACGAGCAAAGCUUGUGUUUAGUUCCUAUGCAUGGCAGUUCCAGUUGGAUUAAAUAUUCAAUGUAAAGUACUUUUUAAUUCAUUGAGCGGUUAGACUCAUGCGAUUUUAACUAGCGGUUAAAUUGUAAAUUUUUUAUUAGAAUUUAACAUUUCAGUAAUUUUACGUAUUUCGUCUUUAACAUUCCAAUUAAAUUUUUAAAAUUUCGAUGUAUUAGAUGUUAUAUUGACUGUAUCCUUCUAUAUGUGUCGUUAACAUAAAAUCCUCGUCUCAAUGAUAUUAAAAAGUUUCUUACUGUAUUCACUGAAUAGAUUUAUUUACGCGAAAUACAGAGCCUAACAUUUCCAUAGACGCCCAAGCGACAUUGACGUGAAGUGAGUCACUGGAGAUUUCGUCAAACUUCACUCUAAAAGUGGAACU
Molecule: messenger RNA, 2293 nt
Organism: Pieris napi
Lineage: Eukaryota; Metazoa; Arthropoda; Insecta; Lepidoptera; Pieridae
Product: CD63 antigen-like
Exons: 5
Coding region: 456-1559 (367 amino acids)
Cellular component (GO): membrane
Source: RefSeq, a predicted model, not a curated record